AUGGAUAAUAUCAACAGAUCGGCUAAGGCUAAGAAUGCUGUGAUACUGGGCUUACCAGCCAUGCAAGAUGAGGAUACAGUUGAACUAGUGUGCAUGUUAUGUAAAUUGUUGAAUUGCGAAUUCGUUGGAACAUCUGUGAUUCAAUGUGCAAGACGUAUCAAUGGGAAGCAACAUAUGAAUGGAGUACCUCCUAUCGUCGUUCAAUUUACCUCCGAGCGGGAGAAAGAGGAGCUUUUCCGUCGGAAACGUGCCUACGGAGUUGUACUCGCUUCAAAGGUUCGCGAUGUCUUCAAUGGAUCUACGCAUACGAUUACUAUUCGGGAUGAAAUGACGGCUUACGGAAGAGAUCUACUGCAGCAGGCCAAAAAUUUGCAGGAAACCUUGAAAAUAAAGUAUGUGUGGCCAGGCCGCGAUGGAAAAAAACUAUUGAGGCGACAGGACGGCGGGAAGAUUGAGCAAAUCAGCAGUAAACUUCAACUAGCAGGAUUGCAGCCCACCAAUUCCAAAAGAGUAUUAAAUUUGUCGGGAAUUUCACCUCCCACAGUCUAA
This is a messenger RNA of Armigeres subalbatus, 549 nucleotides long. RefSeq lists its product as uncharacterized. NCBI's taxonomy places the organism in Eukaryota, Metazoa, Arthropoda, Insecta, Diptera, Culicidae. The record is from RefSeq and is a predicted model, not a curated record. The coding region runs from base 1 to 549 and encodes 182 amino acids. The transcript has a single exon.